AGUGUAUAUUGCCGAUGACUGGCGAUUCGGACUCUGAUUCUGCGAAUGCGGUUGACGUGGAGCUAGUGCUGGCAUGCGAAUCGGGGGAUUUGGCCAAAGUGCAGCAUUUGGUUGAACAACAAGAUGGUGAUGUUUGCUAUCAGGAUCCUGAAACCGGGAUCAGUGUUCUGAUGGUUGCCGCCAGCGCUGGUCACACUCAAAUUGUUCGAUAUUUGCUUAACGAGGGUGCUCCGUGGAAUGCCGUGGACCGUACGUACAUGUGCGCAGGUGACUAUGCCGCCAAACACGGACAACAGGAAUGCAUUGACGCCCUGAUGGGCCACGCAGUCACUUCGGAACUGUUACUAUCUUUAGCCAUGCAAAAAGAGGAAUCUGAGGACACAGACGACAUAUUUUUCGGGUGUCCACUGGAAUCACCUGUGUUUGCGAACACCGGGGUGAAGCAUGUCCCUUCCGAAUCCCUUAACGCUUCCUAUUUAUCCAGUCGGCUGCAGUACACAGAAAAUGGUCACAAUUUGGUUGAUACCAGUACUAAUCUGGCUGUAAUGAUGGACUGGGAACUACCGCUGAUGAAGAGACACGCUGCCUGGAUUUGUCAUGCUGAUUCUCACGGGACAGGUGCUCUGUCGAACACGAUUCGUGUGUUAAAUGUUGGCUUUGGAAUGGGUAUUGUAGAUGAGGAGAUACAAGCACAUCGACCUUCUUCUCACGUGAUUAUUGAGGCGCAUCCUGAGGUGUUGCGCAAAAUGGAAUGUGACGGAUGGAUGACAAAAGAUGGUGUGCAAGUCUUACGUGGUCGUUGGCAGGAAGUUGUUCCGACGCUUGCGCAAGAGAUUGCGGACUCUACUUCACCUCCGUUUGAUGGCAUCUUUUUCGACACCUACGCGGAAGAUGACUUGGACCUACGUGAAUUUCACACAUGGCUUCCAAAAUUGUUGCGCAGGGUGGCUGCCGAAGACGAAGGUGGUACUGCGUCAGUGGCAGGCCGGUAUUCAUAUUACAACGGUGUUUGUCCUGAUAACGUGUUCUUUCACGGUGUCGCGUGUGAAACUAUCCGGUUGCAUCUGAAGAGGUUAGGAAUCGACUGUCAGUUUGAACCGAUCCCAGUGGAUGUGUCGGAUCCGAAACUGUGGAAGGACCUGUCCCGACGAUACUGGUACUUUGACACAUAUUUCCUUCCCAAGUGUACAUUCCAAUCAAAAGAAACCUGUGAUACGAAUUAGAGCUCACAUUUCCUUACUUUUUU
Dicrocoelium dendriticum is the source of this 1246-nucleotide messenger RNA. NCBI's taxonomy places the organism in Eukaryota, Metazoa, Platyhelminthes, Trematoda, Plagiorchiida, Dicrocoeliidae. The record is from the annotation of a GenBank genome assembly.